Messenger RNA from Lentinula edodes (shiitake mushroom), 1393 nucleotides. RefSeq lists its product as uncharacterized. The record is from RefSeq and is a predicted model, not a curated record. The transcript is spliced from 6 exons. Gene Ontology annotation, biological process: cell surface receptor signaling pathway. Bases 89 to 1276 code for a protein of 395 amino acids. NCBI's taxonomy places the organism in Eukaryota, Fungi, Basidiomycota, Agaricomycetes, Agaricales, Omphalotaceae.
GAGACUAAUGUUCGUUCAAUCACAGCAUUUACCCUCCUCUUUCCCCCCUCUUUCCGUCCCACUUCGCAUUUCCCUGUGAAUCAACCCCAUGCAAACACCUCGUAUGCGCAACCUACUUCGUCUCAAGUUCGUCUCAAAGCCGAAGGCGGACACGAUUCGUCGAAGUGCCAAUUCCGUCGAUACGCUGGGAUGGCUUAUCGAUAUCGCAGACAUAAUACAAAGCGCCUCCGCAGCGGCUCCCUUCCCACAAAUACAAGGGGCGGUGGCAGCUCUGUCUGUCCUCCUCAAAUGUAUCCAGAAAGUAUACCAGAACAAUGAAGAAUAUGAUGAACUGCUUGCUCGUAUCAAGUCCAUUUUGGAAGUGAUACGGAAAGUAGUUAAUGAAGCAGAUAAGACGAUGUGUGGUCGUAUGAGUGAUAUCUUGAUGGAAUUCGAAUCAUCGUUGCGCGAUAUAGUUCGCACGAUAAAUAGCCAACGGCAGCGUAACGACAAGUGGAUCAAGCAGUUGCUUCACUCGCAUAGUGUGAGCGACUCGAUCCUCCGGCUCAAAAUAAAGUUUGACGAUGCUCGACUGAAUGUUCUGGUGACCGCCACUUUUGUCCAUCACUCAAGUAUGAAAGAGCAAGUUUCAAAGCUAGAUCAAAAGCUUGAAGAAGGAAUAGCUUCCCAAGCCUCAGUAGCUGUUGAAACUAAAUCUACUCUAUCCAGACUCCAACAACAAUCACAAGCACUACACACAGAAACUCAGGCUCAGUCAUUUUUGAUCAGCAAGAACCAGACCGAUUUGAUGGCAGCCUUUACCAUGCAAAGUCAGCACAUCAGAGACGGUCUUCACGCACAAGACAAGCUCGCACUACAGCACCACCUGCAGACAACCGGCGACUUUAGAAAUCAUCAAGCCUGGCUACAGACUACCUUGCAGGACCAGAAUCAGCUUGUUAUUCGGCAACACGAUGAGGUUUUGAACGCAGUUAAGCGGACGAUGCCUUCACCUCUUUCAUCGCCGAAUAAUGUAGAUGAGUUUGAGGAAUACGAAGACAACUUCCACGUUUUUAAACAGAGUGAAUGGAAGCCGAAACAGAUACUGCUUUCAAGUGACGAGGAAGAGGGAUCAUGGAUGAGUCCGGAUUCCCAAGUUCUGGUCAUUGAUCAAGCAUCUGUUGUUCGUAACGUCCGAUACAGAGUGCGGACGUUCAAAGCUGCCGCUAAUGAUAAGCCCGAACAGAAGGGUGCUGCGUUCGAGGUACAGCUUUUCUUCUUCUCCCUGACAUUGUGAUCAACUUUCCAUUUUAGGCAUUCAAGAAUCAUCUACAAUUUUAUUCCACCGCACGGCUGCCUUUUCUCCCUGAGUUGGUAGGGUUUAGUAAAUUUAAACAUGGCCCGUCACUAUUUU